Urocitellus parryii (Arctic ground squirrel) is the source of this 560-nucleotide messenger RNA. RefSeq names its product cellular retinoic acid binding protein 2 (gene Crabp2). NCBI's taxonomy places the organism in Eukaryota, Metazoa, Chordata, Mammalia, Rodentia, Sciuridae. The record is from RefSeq and is a predicted model, not a curated record. Gene Ontology annotation, molecular function: lipid binding.
CGUGUCUCGGUGAUUGAGUCUCACCUUCCGGCGAAGGCGGCGGCGACGUCUAUUUCGAUUAAAAGCGACUCAGCGUCCAGGGCUCUCCUCGAGGGAACCCCCGCCCGCACCACCACCAUGCCCAACUUCUCCGGCAACUGGAAGAUCAUCCGAUCGGAAAACUUCGAGGAUUUGCUCAAAGCGCUGGGGGUGAACGUGAUGCUGAGGAAGAUCGCGGUGGCCGCAGCAUCCAAGCCCGCAGUGGAGAUCAAACAGGAUGGGGACACUUUCUACAUCAAAACCUCGACCACCGUGCGCACCACGGAGAUCAACUUCAAGAUCGGGGAGGAGUUUGAGGAGCAGACUGUGGACGGGAGACCCUGUAAGAGCCUGGUAAAAUGGGAGACCGAGAACAAAAUGGUCUGUGAGCAGAGACUUCUGAAGGGAGAGGGCCCCAAGACCUCCUGGACCAGAGAACUGACCAAUGACGGAGAGCUGAUCCUGACCAUGACAGCGGACGAUGUGGUGUGCACCAGGGUCUACGUUCGAGAGUGAGCGGCCCAGACCGGCCCUCCCCCCAG